AUGGUGUCUUUUAAGGACAUUACUGGUGCCUUGGGUACCAUCUUGGGCUACCUUGGAGCAGAAGUAGCAGAAGAAAGCACCUUUGAGCGAUUGCUAUGGCCGCAACGCUAUUACAACGACCUCAGCCCGAGGGUCUUCUUCCAGUUGGUUUUCCUAAUGCCAUCCGGUGGUCCGCUACAUCGCGCAGCUCUUCAAACCCUGAGCAAAUUCCAGGAGAAUGGCCUGUACCUGGGCAAGGCUCGUGGCAAUAUGCUUGGUAGUGCUUUCUACCGUCGCCAGCAUGUAUCUUAUUUUGCCAGAACCUUGGAAGGUGAGGGGAACAAAGCAAAAGAAUCGAGAAACGGAUUUCUCGUUGAGAUCUCGCGUUUGCUGAAGCACGGUCGUGCGGCAGAGAAGAACGACACGGAGAAAUAUACGUCUGCUCCGGGAACGUCGAAACGAGCUCACAUUCCUAUGCACCACAUAUCCCUUGAGUGCUACGAAGGACAGAGGCAGAUGCCCAAAGACGUCGCAAUUGUGUCUGAGGACCACCUCACAUGGAAGUGUUUCAUUGGUGUCAUCGCGAGCGAAUUGACCGCCGUGAUCGCAGCGGUGGUUGCAGGUAUCUAUACACACUCGACGUGGCUCAGCGUGUAUUUCAUCCUGCCAUUGUUGUUCAAGCUGGCUUCAUUCGCCACCAGCGUUCGACGAGAGUCCUUCAAGAUUGCUGGCGAGAGAGAAAGUAGAGUCGACACAAUAUUUGAGCUGGACGACCUCAAUCACGGGUUUGUGCUCAUCCAAGGACCUGAUUAUGCUGUGCGACAGUUCUGCCGUCAUUAUGGACAUCCAAUUCGUGGCAGAGACAUAACGGCAAACAGGUUGCGCGAGGUCAUGUCCAUGGCAUUGGUCUACCUGUUUGUCGGGUACUUUCCAGCUGGCCUGAUCGCGUUGUUAUGGCUAGACGACGAUGCUCAGACUCUGUGGUUGUCGUAUCAGCUCUACGUUGUUUUUGCCAUGCACGUUGGCCGGCUGCUGGGUCUGAACGGAGGUGGGCGGACUGAAGAACAUAUUGCGCGGCUCCUCAGGAGAAGUGAGCGAGUAUUGCUGUGCAGUUCCACAGGCCCAUCCAUCAGCAUCUAUGCCGAAACUGUGUGGCUGGAGAAUGUGGGAGAAGGAAGAAAAGUGAUAUCAAAGACGAUCGCCGCUCAUGGACGAUGUCGCAAGAGCGUCGAUGGCGGAAUAAAGGACGAAAUUAACGUGGGCGCUUCGGUUGCGGACAAUGUUGGGAACACGGAGAAAGCUUUGACGAGCACCCAGCCAUGA
This is a messenger RNA of Aureobasidium pullulans EXF-150, 1302 nucleotides long. RefSeq lists its product as uncharacterized. Bases 1 to 1302 code for a protein of 433 amino acids. The transcript has a single exon. Lineage: Eukaryota; Fungi; Ascomycota; Dothideomycetes; Dothideales; Saccotheciaceae. The record is from RefSeq and is a predicted model, not a curated record.